This is a messenger RNA of Panicum virgatum (switchgrass), 2045 nucleotides long. RefSeq names its product tyrosine decarboxylase-like. Gene Ontology annotation, biological process: amino acid metabolic process. The record is from RefSeq and is a predicted model, not a curated record. NCBI's taxonomy places the organism in Eukaryota, Viridiplantae, Streptophyta, Magnoliopsida, Poales, Poaceae. The coding region runs from base 196 to 1791 and encodes 531 amino acids. The transcript has a single exon. Gene Ontology annotation, molecular function: carboxy-lyase activity; pyridoxal phosphate binding.
ACGUGGAACGCCUGCCAAAAAAAAAAAUCGGAGUAGCGCCAAAUUUUAGCUCGGCAAGAAAGGGUCCCGAACAAAACUGCCCCUAAAAUACCCCCGCCUCUUGCUCCCCCACUCACCGUGACACCGUGGAAGCCGCGAUUGGCCAAGAAGAGUACUCCACCACAUCAGAGCUCACACCGCGGCCUCCUGCCAUCCAUGGCCAUCCUGAACCACGGCGACACCACCGCAGCGAGCGGCACCAGCCCGGCAGCCGCCGCCGUUAACGUUGCACCUCCCAUGCAUUCGCUUGUUCAGCCGGUGCUAGACGCCGACGAGUUCCGCAGGCAGGGGCGCUUGGUCGUCGACUUCAUCGCGGACUACUACACGCGCAUCGACGAGUACCCCGUGCGUCCAGCCGUCGCUCCGGGGUUCCUGGCCCGGCAGCUCCCCGAGGCGGCGCCGGCGCGGCCGGAGCCCGGCGGCGACGCGCUCGCCGCGGCGCUCCGCGACGUCCGCGACCUCAUCCUGCCCGGCGUCACGCACUGGCAGAGCCCCCGCCACUUCGCGCACUUCGCGACCACGGGCAGCAACGUGGGUGCCCUCGGCGAAGCCCUCGCCGCGGGGCUCAACAUCAACCCCUUCACGUGGGCGGCCUCGCCGGCCGCCACCGAGCUCGAGGUCGUCGUCACCGACUGGCUCGGCAAGGCGCUGCACCUCCCGGAGAGGCUGCUGUUCUCAGGAGGCGGCGGGGGCACGCUGCUGGGCACGUCCUGCGAGGCCAUGCUCUGCACCCUCGUCGCCGCGAGGGACCGGAAGCUCGCCGAGAUAGGCGAGGAGCGGAUGGGCGACCUCGUCGUCUACUGCUCUGACCAGACCCACUUCUCCUUCCGGAAGGCCGCGCGCAUCGCCGGCAUCCGCCGCGGAAACUGCCGCGAGAUACCAACGUCCAGGGAGAGCGGCUUCGCACUCCAGCCCAGGACGCUCCUCGCCGCCGUGCGCGCUGACGAGGCGGCGGGCAGGGUCCCGAUGUUCCUGUGCGCCACGGUGGGGACCACCCCGACGGCGGCGGUCGACCCUCUCCGCGAGCUGUGCGCUGCCGUGGCCGGGCGCGGCGUGUGGGUGCACGUGGACGCGGCCUACGCCGGCGCCGCGUGCGUGUGCCCGGAGUUCCGCGGCGCCACCGCGGGCGCCGAGGCCGUGGACUCGUUCAGCACCAACCCGCACAAGUGGCUGCUGGCCAACAUGGACUGCUGCGCGCUGUGGGUGCGGCGGCCCGAGGCGCUGACGGCCGCGCUUGGCACCGACCACGACGUGAUCCUCAAGGACCCGUCGUCGGAGCGGGGCGGCGGCGUGGUGGACUACAAGGACUGGCAGGUCGCGCUGAGCCGCCGGUUCCGCGCUCUCAAGCUCUGGCUCGUGCUCCGGUGCCACGGCGUCGAGGGCCUGCGCGGCUUGGUGCGCGCCGACGCGCGGUUCGAGGUGCCCGUGCCGAGGCAGUUCGCGCUGGUGUGCUUCCGGCUGCGCGCCGCCGCCGCCGCCGCCGUCGGGGAGAAGCGCGGCCGUGACCGUGAUAACGACGCGGAGCCCAACGAGCUCAACAGGAGGCUCCUCGAGGCGGUGAACGCGACGGGGCGGGCGUACAUGAGCUCCGCCGUGGUCGGCGGCAUCUACGUGCUGCGCUGCGCCAUCGGCAACUCGCUCACCGAGGAGCGGCACGUCCGGGAGGCGUGGCGCGUGGUGCAGGAGCAAGCCACCGCUGUCUUGGCUGCCGCGGCGUGCACGGAGGAACGUGCGGUGCGCAGCGCCCGUUAAGCCGAUGCUCCGGCUGCUGUUCCUCCUGUGCAGAAUGAGGUUUACCCCAUUCGGUCUUGAGGCGACUCUUGUCAUUGUGGCUUGCAAGAUGCAAGGCCUUGUUUGGAAGUUAUUAAUUGUUUAUUUUGAAGUGUCGAAGUUAAUUGUUUAUGAUGCCAUAGUUGGUUCGCAUGGUAAGUAAAUGGCAUUGUAGGGUAAUUCCUACUAGAGAAACUGCAAUCUCCAAAAUAAAAUUUCUUUAGGUGGGCCCAUAA